Messenger RNA from Danio rerio (zebrafish), 2262 nucleotides. It is a transcript of the gene cacng1a, whose product is annotated as calcium voltage-gated channel auxiliary subunit gamma 1a. Gene Ontology annotation, biological process: calcium ion transport; calcium ion transmembrane transport. The record is from RefSeq and is marked provisional. Gene Ontology annotation, molecular function: voltage-gated calcium channel activity. Gene Ontology annotation, cellular component: voltage-gated calcium channel complex; sarcolemma; membrane. Lineage: Eukaryota; Metazoa; Chordata; Actinopteri; Cypriniformes; Danionidae.
UUUUAUCCAUGCACAAGCUGCACUGAGCCCUUAAGAAUCAAGAUCUGGACCAGAUUUCUGUUUUAUAUCUAAUAUUCAGAGAUUCCUUUGCUAAAAGAAUUACUAUCAAAAAAAUUCUUUAUUUUAUCUGUCAAUUGGCAAGUGGAUACUGGACAAAAUGCGUAAGGAAACCAAGACAAAAGUCUUAUUUUUUGUGAUCUUGGUGGGCUCGGUGUGCAUGUUUACAGCAGUGGUGACAGACCACUGGGCCGUGUUGAGUCCUCGAGUGGACAACAUAAACACAACAUGUGAGGCAGUUCACUUCGGCCUUUGGAAACUUUGUAAAAAACACAUCUAUAUUGAGGAUAAGGAAUACGUUGGUAAAGGCUGUGGACCUAUUAGCUUACCUGGAGAAAUGAACUGUUCUUACUUCAGACACUUCACGCCAGGGAAAGAUUCUGACAUCUUUGAAGUUAAAACUCAGAGAGAAUACAACAUCUCAGGUGCUGCCAUAGCCCUCUUCAGUCUUGCCUUUGUGAUUCUGGGCACUCUGUGUGUGUUGUGUUCUCUCAAAAAGGGAAAAGACUAUAUGUACAAGCCUGCCGGCAUGUUCUUCACUUUUGCAGGUCUGUGUGCCUUCAUAUCAGUAGAGGUAAUGCGGCAGUCAGUCUUGAGGAUGAUAGCCAGCGAGCAUACAAUCUGGAUUGAGUAUUAUUAUUCCUGGUCUUUUGCUUGCGCCUACACGGGUUUUGUCCUGCUCCUCCUCAGUGGAAUCUGUCUGGUACUGGUCUCCAUGCCACAGAUGCCUAGAAAUCCAUGGGAAAGCUGCAUGGACGCUGAGCCUGAACAGAUGUAGAUUAGGAAAAGCAGAUGCCAGAAGGUAAACCACUGCCUCGCCAAAUAGGCCUCUUUGAUACAGUAAGAGUGCUCGACAAACAGAUGUCAUAAAACUAGCUCAGCAACUUUCUUGUUUCCCCCACAAAGUGGCAUGAAGAAUAUAAAUGUGCCACACAUUCUUGUCAUGCAAGCAAGUAGCUAAGCUUUUCAGUCUACUAUUAUUAUCAUCAUCAUCGAGUAUCCAUGUUUAAAAACAUGAUGUAUAAAAUCUCUAAAAUGCAAUAUGAAGAGUGCAGCUGGCAUUGUGAAUUUUGAGUAAUGAUGUGGUGGUUUAAAUGGAGAAGGGUUGCAUAAGUAUUGUGUUUGCUAUAACAUUUUGAAGGAACGAAGGAAGGAUUUAUGUUUAACAACAUAUUUCAAGGAUUAUGUACUGUUGGUUAAUUUGCACUAGCUUGCAGAUAGGUAAUUCAAACAUCAACAAGCAAUGACGUAAUGCCACAAGAUUUUGCUUUACAGAUAGCAUCAGUCAUGUCUUGUAAAUUAAUUUAGAUUUGUUUAGAAGUAAAAAUUCUACUUUUAUCCUUGAUUUUUAUUAUAGUCAUUUUAAAGUACUUUACUUUUGCCUUUUUGCCCUUUUGGACACAGUGAUGCUCUGAACUGCUCUGAGCAGAAUGCAAAUGCUUGGUCUGCUGCGGUUGCUGAAUGCUUGGCCAGACAUUUUGGAAUAUUUUCAGAUCUUGCAGGUGCAAAGAAAAUGGCAUCAUUCUAACUCUUAUGUGAAGCUGUAAAAUAUCUCUGAGAUCGUCCAAGUCUAUGGCUUCCUGAAAUGCACCCGCAGACAAGUCUGAAACAGAUAGGCAUUUAGUCAUUUCUGUGUAAAGUCUGUAGAAAAUGUUUCGCUUUGUAUUUAUGCUAAGCAGACUUUCUUUUGUACAUUAUAAUUAGCAACAAUAAAUAGUUUAAUUUGGUAACUUGCAACUAAUUUCUCUCUCUCAGGACAUUUUGUAAACUGUCUUAGAAAUGCCCUUCAUGAUAUCUAAAAAAAAGAUAUUAAAAUACAAGAAAAUAAAUUUGGUGUCACUUAUACAAUUUUAUCAGGCCUUUUGCCAUUUAAAUUAGAUGUUAUACUCAGUGGAUAAUAAGCUAAAUACAGACAAAAUGGCAGACAACAAAUAAAAAAGCACCUGUAAAAAUAUUGUAAACAAAAUGAAAGAAACAAAGAAAGUUAGUUUUGGGUUUUGUGGUGGCUGUUAGAAUGUACCUUUAUAUCUCAAUUACUACAUGAUGAGGCAAAUGCUUCAAUCAAGUUUAUUUUGACAGGAAAUACUGUAUUUAUUUCUUUUGUUGUUGUGCGCAUGCAGAACAAGCAUAUCUGCUCAACAGAAUAUCUGUAUUUCUGAUGUUACAAACCCAUGUUGUGUAUUUCUAAUAAAACAAAUACGCCAA